This is a messenger RNA of Elaeis guineensis (African oil palm), 1161 nucleotides long. RefSeq names its product plasma membrane-associated cation-binding protein 1. Gene Ontology annotation, cellular component: plasma membrane. Lineage: Eukaryota; Viridiplantae; Streptophyta; Magnoliopsida; Arecales; Arecaceae. The record is from RefSeq and is a predicted model, not a curated record.
UCAAAAGAAAUAGAGGGUUGUUCUGGUGGGGUGUCCAUCUAUAUCUCCCUGCCAGGCCUCGUGGCUCCCUGGACAUUACUUUUGUUUUUGUACAUACGGUUGGUGAUCUCGGCUGAUUGAUCACAAGAGGAGGAGGAGAAGAAGAAGAGAGAUCGAGCUGACAAGACUAUCGGAAAACUAAGGAGAGGGAGAUCAAAGUAGCAGACAAAGGAGAGGAGAGAUGGGCUACUGGAAGUCCAAACUUCUUCCAAAGAUUAAGAAGGUGUUCGAUAAGAACGGCAAGAAGGCGGCUGCUGCCGAGGCGUGCAAGUCCUUUGAUGACUCCAAGGGGGAGAUCGACAAGGAGUUUGAAGAGAAAAAGACCGAGCUCCAGCCCAAAGUGGUAGAGAUCUAUGAAGCUUCUUCAGCUGAGAUCAAGUCUGUGGUGAAGGAACGCACAGAAGGAGGAGUGAAGAAGAACUCGACGGCUGUCACUAAAUUCCUCGAGGAAUUAGUGAAGAUCGAGUUCCCUGGCUCAAAGGCAGCCAGCGAGGCCGCCACCAAGUGCGGACCUACCUACGUCACAGGCCCGAUCUUCUUCAUCUUCGAGAAGGUCUCCACCUUCGUCGUGACCGAAGAGGCCCCUGCCCCGGCCGCCGAGCCAGCCGCCCCUGCCGAGGAGAGCAGCUCCAAAGAGGAGGCACCGGCGGCCAGUGAAGAGAAGAAAGAAGAGAUCAACAAGGCGGAGGAGACCACCACCCCUCCCCCUCCUCCCACCGAGGAGGCGACCCCCGCCGCGCCGGCCGAGGAGCCACCAAAGCCUUGAGUAUUGGUUCGGUCGUCACAACUUCAACCCCAACCCCCAUGGACUUGUACAACUACCACCACCCCACGUUUACAUGAUUUGUUAAAUUCUUUCUUUCCUCUAUUUACGUUCUCUACUCUCUUUCUUCCUUUAUUUCUUCUCUGUAUUUAUGUUGGGUUUUUAUUUCUGCUGCUGUGGAAAAGGGCAAGCUGUAUGGUAUUAUGAACUGCCGCUUGGUAUAUGUUUGGGCUUUCUCACUUUUUAAAGGUGAUUGGUUUUUUUUUUUUUAAUCAUAUUGUUACUAUUAUCAUCAUUGUAGUGUUAUGUCUCAUAAAGAAUAAUAAGUGAACAAAGGAAAGAAAGACUUCCGAGGAGAA